Messenger RNA from Pipra filicauda (Wire-tailed manakin), 658 nucleotides. RefSeq names its product aldehyde oxidase 3-like. Lineage: Eukaryota; Metazoa; Chordata; Aves; Passeriformes; Pipridae. The transcript has 5 exons. Gene Ontology annotation, molecular function: iron ion binding; oxidoreductase activity. The record is from RefSeq and is a predicted model, not a curated record. Bases 1 to 468 code for a protein of 155 amino acids.
AUGGCGAAGUGUGAUGUUGACCCAGGACAGUCUCCACAAGAUCCCGUGGGCCGUCCCAUCAGGCACCAGUCUGGAAUUAAGCACACCACUGGUGAGGCAGUUUUCAUUGAUGACAUUCGUCCCGUGGAUGGAGAACUCUCACUAGCUGUGGUCACCAGCGUUAAAGCCCAUGCAAAGAUCAUAUCAAUUGAUGCAUCAGAAGCCCUUCAGGUGCCAGGAGUGGUUGAGGUAGUGACAGCAAGAGAUGUUCCAGGGAAAAAUGGCAAAGAUGAGCAAGCAUAUGCAGAAGAUAAGGUGAUUUGUGUUGGUCAGAUAAUCUGUGCUGUGGUUGCAGAGUCACUGACUCAGGCAAAGUGUGGGGCUGGAAAGGUGAAGAUAGUCUACAAAGAUCUGGACCCAAUUCUGACUAUUGAGAUUCCAAAAGACAAACCUGGAACCUAUAAGCCAUGGGCCAUCGAUAUAGCUUAGUACUGCUUUCCUAAGAAUCAACCAACCAGGUGAUUCCUUCAGCCACUUACUGAUCAAAAGCAUUCAUGCAAGAAAGAACUGUAAUACUUACAUGCACACAUGCAUACAUAUAUAUAUCACACCAUCUUUGCAGAACAAGAUAUAAGCACCAGUUCUAUUGUAAGUCUCUAAGUAAAAGACCUCUCAUUAA